Brassica rapa (field mustard) is the source of this 5925-nucleotide messenger RNA. Its product is annotated as probable GABA transporter 2. The record is from RefSeq and is a predicted model, not a curated record. NCBI's taxonomy places the organism in Eukaryota, Viridiplantae, Streptophyta, Magnoliopsida, Brassicales, Brassicaceae.
GCUAGCGCCAUCAUCGGAGACAGUAUGGAAGAAGCUGGACUUCCGGAAAACUCCUGGCUGAGAGGAUAUUUUUGGUCAACUACUUUUGUGUCUGUUGUGUUAGGUGUGAUUGUAUUGCAUUAUUCAUCUCCCCUGUAUUUUGUUUUUGCUGUUGUUUUAAAGUCAAAUUGGGUUAUAUCGUGGGCAAAGUUUGGUGGUGGGAUUAAAUGGGAAUAAUGGGCAUCCUGCAAAUGAAUUUGAUAUUAUAUUUUUGGAGGGUGUGAUUGUACAGAACAAUUAAUCAAUGUUGUCGGUAUAGUGUUUUUGAGUCUUUGGUAUUUGUUAAAUACAAUUGAUUUUUGUUCUUUGUAAAAAUAAUGGGUAUACGACUGGAAGCAUCAGAACGCAUCGACGAAGGAGGCACAGGGUGGAGAUAUUUAAUGAGAUUGAGGAUCACAUAGAGCGCAUGAAGGAGAGAGGACUGGUGGAACGUGAUGAUAUUAAGUUGUAGAGAGGAGAUAAAUACAAAUCAACUUUCAGCUCUAAGGAAAUUUGGAAACUGAAAAGAGUGCCUCGAGCAAAGGUGAAUUGGAGCAAUGGGAUCUGAUUUGCUUUUAAUACACUUAAAUACUCUUACAUAGCUUGGCUUGCAAUCCUCAAUAGACUUGCAACAGGAGACAUGAUUCAACAAUGGAACACUCAACACACCAGCUUUUGUGUGUUCUGCAAUGAUCCGAUGGAGUGAAGAGCUCAUCUUUUCUUUGUAUGCAAAUUUUCAGAGGAGGUUUGGAAAUGUUUAACCCAGAAGCUGUUAGCUAUGCGCUAUACCUGCCAAUGGGACCAAGUUAUACCACUGCUGCUUGAUCAAAACAGAGACAAAACAGAGCUUUUUAUUGUGAGAUAUGUGCUCUAAUCAACUUUGUAUGUUAUAUGGAGGGAAUGCAAUCAACGUAAGCAUGGAGAAGGACCAAUGGCACCAGGAUAUGUAAUAAAAAUGGUGGACAAGAACGUUUGGAACAGGCUCUCUUCCAUUCGUGAUAAGGUGCACACGGGUGGUUUAUCCCUUUGAUUUGGAACAAGAUAGCUCCUGAAGCUUAAGCCUGAUUUUAUAAAAAUUUAUAUACCACUAUAACACAAAGUGCAAAACAGCUUUUUUGUUUGAAUUAAUUUAACAUUCUUUCAAAAAAAAUAAUAAUAAUAAUAAUACACAUCACUUUGAAUCAUAUGAAUCAUUUCUUGAUCUCCAAGUUAUGAUCUCUUUAAAUGAUAUGUACUUGGUGGAACUAUGAUUUCAAAAUGUUAUGUACUUGGUAGAACAAAUGUUAUAUCAUAUGAAAGGGGUACAGUUGAGCAUAAACAAGUUUUGGUACUUAAAGAAAGAUCUAGAUCUGUAAUUUGUAAAUUCUCAUAUGUUAGAUCAUUGCUUACAGAUAUUUUUGGUGUGAUUAAUAGUUGACAGUUAUAAAAUAAAGAAAUAGGGAAGAAACUGAAGUGAUAAAUAAAGGUUCCUAUUGGUGAUAUCUAUUCUAUUAAAACAGCAGUGUGACCCAUUGAUAUAGGUUCAGUCCAACAAUAUUCCUUCAAAACCUACUUAAAAAAAAUAACCAACUCUUUUAUAACUACAUCUAAAUAUACAUAUAUCUUCCUCUCACGUAGUCUCUUCUUUUUUUGCUAUAUUCUAGGAGCCUCCAUAACUUCCUUUUUUCUUUUGACAAUAAGAACCCAUAACUCUCAUCUAUGAGAACUUAUAAUUUAUUUAUUUCAUUUUAAAGUUGUUUUGUUUAAUUAACCAAUGCAGAUUAUGUAAAAAAAUUAUAUUUUAUUCUCAGUGUAGAGAUCUUUGACGGGGGUGAUUUGUCGUGACUUCUUUCUACUUAGUCAGCAACGCAGAAUAUUGAAAAAAUUAUGUAUAGUGUUAGUUUGUGUAAAAUCCUAUUUAUUCUUAAUUGUUUGUGUUUUUCCAAAUAAAUUUAAGAACUAUGAAGAAAAAAUGAUGAACAGCUUUUCACGGGCUCAUUUAAUAAAAUACAUUUUACAUUGGAAGCAAAUGAUAUAAAUCCACUUUGCAAGCCCAGUAAAAUUAAAAUUAUUUUAAUUAUAUAAUCAAAAAUCCAAACAAUAAAUGUAUAGAUGUAAUAAAGUAAAAAAAAAUGAAAACUUGCAAUUUAUAGAAAUAAAAAGUUUUUAAAAUAAUAAAAUAGGUUUUCAAAACUAAAAAAUACGCUUUUUUAUUGUAAAAGAAUAUGGAUUGAUGUAAAGAAUAAACUUGGUUAAUAAUUACAGAAGAAUUUGGCAUAAUAAUUAAAUUAAAUUUAAAAAACAGUUUAAAAAAUUAAAAUGUUAAAAAUGAAAUUAAUACACAUUCCCUAAGCGUAUAAAAUUAAUAUACUUACAAUAUAUAUAUAUAUAUAUAUAUAUAUAUAUAUAUAUAUAUAUAUAUAUAUAUAUAUAUAUAUAUAUAUAUUUAACAGAAAAUAUUAAAAUUAUUUUUUCACAUUAAAAAAUUGUUCGUUCUUCGGAGCGGAUUGGGGCGGAUUAGAUUUAAUAUUGGUUUUCGGAUAUAACAUUAUAAGAAUUAUUCGGAUAUAUAGUCAGGUCUAAUUGAGUACAAGACUUGAUUUUCCGGUCGAUUCCAAAAUUGGUUUUUUUAUAUGAAUAUUUUUUGACUAAUUAUGUUAGGUAACUAUUAAAAAAAUAUAAUAUGUUACAUGAAUAAAGUUUAAAAAUAAUUUCAGAAAUACAUAUAGCACAGUGUAUAGUUAUGCAACUUGACAUAUUUAAUACAAGUACCAAAAUUUAAAUUAAAUUAAGUUAAGAUUAAACACAAAUAUGAUUAAAAAACAUAAAUAUUAUUAAUACAUAAAUAUAAAAAUUAAAUGUUUCAAAAAAAAAAUAUAUAUAUACCCGCCCUUUGAAGAGCGGGUCAAAAUCUAGUUUAUUCUAUUAAAUUAUGAACACGACCGGUUGAUAUAUGUUUAGUCCAACUAAUUAUUCUCAUGUUUUAUUCUUUCAAAAUGAAAUAUAACUCCUUAUUUUAUGCAAUAAUAUUCUGGUUUUAAUGUUAAAAAACCGUAACUCCUUAUUAGCUGUAAAAAAGACGUAAUUCUCUAUUUCUUUGCGUAAUGGACGAUUUAAUAACCACAUGUUACUUCUAAAAUCAACAUUAAUUAUAUUAAAACUGUUUUUUUUUUUGCUUUUUGACAGUUUUUACACGAGCCUAAUAAUAAUAGUAUAUAUAAUUUAUAUUAAAAUAUUUGAAAAUGAUAUUUAUAUUAUAUUACUCUAUUCAAAUGCGUUCAUAUGUAUGAUUUAAAUAUGUUUACAUUGAUAUAAAAUCAUUUCAACCCAUAUAUAUAUUUAACAGAAUAUAUUUAAAAUUAUUUUUUCAAACAUUUUUCAAAAGAUUUGUUCGGUUUGGAUUGGAUUUGAUAUUGGUUUUCGGAUAUAACACUUUAAGAACCGUUCGAGUAUAUAGGCCAGAUCUAAUGGAGUAUGAUCAGGGGCGAAGCUAGACUUCUUUUUGACUGGGUGCAAAAUAGUUUUCAAAAAUAGGGUUGUGGGAUUUGAACCCAAGUUCUUGGAAAUCAAAGGGUGCAACUUUACCAACUUGGCUACUGACAUCGUGCUUGUCUAAUGUAAAAUGUCAAAUAUUUAAAAUUUAUUGGGUGCAUGCACCCAUAAAAUAUUUAAAAUUUAAAAUAUUAUGAUACUUUGAUUUUCGGAUCGAUUCUGAGUCGGUUUUUUUUUGUACGAAUAUUCUUGACUAGUUAUGUUAGGUAACUAUUAAAAAAAAAUAUAAUAUGUUGCAAAUUUUAGAAAUAUAGUUUAAAAAUAAUUUAUUAAAUGCAUAUGACACAAGUGUAUAGUUAUGCAACUUCACAUUUUUUCACAUAUUUAAUAUAGUUACCAAAAGUUAUAUUAUUAUUUUUUAGUCAGAAACAAACAACAGACUUUGCAUAUUAAAUUAAAUUAAUAUUAUACACAAAUCUGAUUACAAAAAAUAACGUAAAUAUAAAAAUUAAAUUUCUUUAAAAAAGCUCAACUCUUUAUCUGUGAAAUUUUUAAAAUUCUUGACCAAUAGCCAAAAGUAUAAACUAACAAUAUAAAGUGGAAAAUAUGAAAAGUAAAGAAGGAAUCCUAAUAAUUAUAAACAAAAUAAGUAAAAGAGAUAACAAUACGGAAACAAAUCUUUUAUUACAUACGUCCCGAAUAAAGGGGGAAAUGCAUAUUAUGACUUCUUUCCCCACUCGGACAGGUUGUUUUCUAUCUUUAAAAAGAACCAACGAAAUACAUAUUCCUGUCUCCUGUGUUAGCAAUUAGUAUAAACCAUCUCACCAGCUAAAAUGCACUACCACUUCUACGUUGUUGUUGUUGUUGUUUAUCAUCAUUCACCCCCAAGAAUCACUUUCUUUUAAAAAUUCCAAAAUCCAUCAUCAAUGGCGGAUCCUCCAAGAUCCGAAGUCUUUCCUUCUUCCCGGCUCGAUAACGACGCGGGAGCUCUCUUCGUCCUCCAAUCGAAAGGCGAGUGGUGGCACGCCGGAUUUCAUCUGACGACGGCGAUCGUGGGGCCGACGAUAUUGACGUUACCAUACGCGUUCAGGGGGUUGGGAUGGUGGUUAGGGUUUGUGUGCCUGACGACGAUGGGACUCGUCACUUUCUACGCUUACUACCUCAUGUCCAAGGUUCUUGAUCACUGUGAAAAAUCCGGCCGCCGUCAUAUCCGAUUCCGGGAACUCGCCGCCGACGUUCUCGGAUCAGGAUGGAUGUUUUAUGUAGUGAUAUUCAUUCAAACAGCUAUCAACACUGGAAUCGGAAUUGGCGCCAUUCUACUCGCAGGCCAAUGCCUUGAAAUAAUGUAUUCGAGCCUUUUCCCACAAGGAACCUUGAAGCUCUACGAGUUCAUUGCUAUGGUGACAGCCGUGAUGGUUGUUCUGUCACAGCUCCCAAGUUUUCACUCUCUUAGACACAUUAAUUGUGUUUCUCUUCUUCUCAGCUUAGGCUACACCUUCCUCGUUGUUGCCGCUUGUAUCAACCUAGGCUUGUCUAAACACGCUCCUAAACGUGAGUAUUCACUAGAGCCUUCGGACUCAGGGAGAGUAUUUAGUGCCUUCACAUCCAUUUCGAUCAUUGCUGCUAUUUUCGGAAAUGGAAUUUUGCCUGAAAUACAGGCAACUCUUGCCCCACCAGCUACAGGGAAGAUGUUGAAAGGACUAUUGUUGUGUUAUAGUGUGAUCUUUUUCACGUUCUACUCGGCUGCAAUUUCUGGUUAUUGGGUAUUUGGUAAUAAUUCAAGCUCUAAUAUUCUCAAGAACCUAAUGCCUGACCAAGGACCGACUCUGGCUCCUAUUGUCGUCAUUGGCCUAGCGGUCAUCUUUGUUCUUCUUCAGCUCUUCGCCAUUGGCCUUGUGUAUUCUCAAGUUGCGUAUGAGAUAAUGGAGAAGAAAUCGGCGGAUACAACAAAAGGGAUGUUCUCGAGACGCAACCUGGUGCCGCGUUUGAUUCUAAGAACGCUAUAUAUGGCGUUUUGUGGGUUCAUGGCAGCGAUGCUGCCCUUCUUUGGGGAUAUAAACGCGGUGGUAGGAGCGAUUGGGUUUAUCCCACUCGAUUUCGUGCUGCCAAUGCUUCUGUACAACAUGACAUACAAGCCUACGAAAAAGAGCUUCACGUAUUGGAUAAACAUGACGAUAAUGGUUGUGUUCACUUGUGCGGGACUCAUGGGAGCUUUCUCAUCUGUUAGGAAACUUGUUCUUGAUGCUAAUAAGUUCAAGUUGUUUAGUAGUGAAGUUGUUGACUAGAUGCUUUAUCAUAGAGCAUAUUGAUGAUACAUAGACGCACUUUUUGUGUACAUGUUUUUUUUUGGGUUAACGUCCUUAAAGAGUUUUUCCGGUGGUUGACCAAAAGAGGUUUGCGGUGAUUUUUAGUUGAAAAAUAUUAAAUUUUCUUACG